Pseudoliparis swirei is the source of this 2667-nucleotide messenger RNA. It is a transcript of the gene serbp1a, whose product is annotated as SERPINE1 mRNA binding protein 1a. The coding region runs from base 118 to 1377 and encodes 419 amino acids. Gene Ontology annotation, cellular component: cytoplasm; nucleus. NCBI's taxonomy places the organism in Eukaryota, Metazoa, Chordata, Actinopteri, Perciformes, Liparidae. The transcript is spliced from 9 exons. Gene Ontology annotation, molecular function: mRNA 3'-UTR binding. The record is from RefSeq and is a predicted model, not a curated record.
CUAUCGCGCCGGAAGAGAAGCAGGUCCUUUUCCCAGCCAUCUUGUGGCUUCAUCUAGCGAAGUGUUCGCACCAAGCCUCGUAGAAUCGGAGGAAAAUCCUGCUGAAGGGGCGCCAUCAUGCCCGGACAAAUGCAAGAAGGUUUUGGCUGUGCCAUAACCAAUCGGUUCGACCAGCUAUUAGACGACGAGUCGGAUCCCUUCGAGCUGCUGAAGCAAGCCGAAGUGAAGAAGAAGGAAGCCCCUGCUCCUGGUGCCGCCAAGACCGCAGCCCAGAUUGCCAAGCAGCCGAAAAAGGAGUCCCAAAAAGACAGAAAGGUCCCGCUGACCGACAAGAAGGAGGAGAUCCAGGCGCCGGUACCGCUCAAGAAAGAUGGUCCCGGCAUUAGGAGAAUGGGAAUGAACCGCAAGCCGGAGGGCGAGGGCUUCAGACCCCAGGUUGGCUCGGGAGAGGGGCGCCCCCCCGCAGACAGGCGGCCUGUGGACAGGCGGCCCCCGCGCCGCUUCGAGAGGCCUGCUGGUGACGCCGGCGAGAAGCCCGAGGGAGGCGAAUUCUCAGUGGAAAAACCCAUUGGUGAUCGGCCGAUGAGAGGGCGUGGUGGCGGCAGAGGCGGCGGCACCGGCAUCCGCGGAAGCACCGGCAUCCGCGGAAGCAGAGGCCGCGGCGUCAUGGGACGCACCGACGGCUUUGACUCCAGAGGGAAACGCGAAUUUGACAGACACAGUGGCAGCGACCGAACUAGUCAGAAGGGUGAGGAGAAGCGUGGUGGAAGUGGACCUCACAACUGGGGCACCGUCAAGGAUGAACUAAACGAGCUUGACCAAUCAAACGUUACUGAGGAAACCCCCGAGGGAGAGGAGCAUCCACCCGCCGACUCUGAGAACAAAAGGGAGAAUGAGGUGGAGGAAGUGAAGGAAGAAGGCCCCAAGGAGAUGACUCUGGACGAAUGGAAGGCCGUGCAGGACAAGGAGAGGGCCAAGGUGGAGUUCAACAUCCGCAAGGCCAACGAGGGAGCCAAUUGGAACAAAGGAUUCGUGCUGCACAAGUCCAAGGCAGAAGAUAAGAAAGAAGAGGUCAUUGAAUCCGAGGUUGAGGAGCCCAAGCUUGAUGACGAACACCACUUCCGGAAGCCAGCCAAUGACAUUACGGCACAGCUGGAGAUCAAUUUCGGAGACCUGGGCCGUCCGGGUCGUGGACGCGGAGGCGGACCACGCGGUGGCGGACGCGGCCGUGGACGCGGCGGACCCGGCGGUGGGGGCGGGCCACCCGGCGCCCCCAGUGGCGAAGCCGCUCGGCCAGUCCGCGCUCCAAGGCCUGACAAGUCAUCUGCGUCUGUGCCCAACGUGGACGACCCAGAGGCCUUCCCGGCCCUGGCUUAAGCCGCGGACGCGGUUCCUCAGGCCUACAGGAGCCUCCUGAGCACCUCCUACUACGAGGCUUGCAUGUUCCUGGAUCCUUCAGCAAAGUGAAAUGAUGGAGAAGACUGUCAUUUAACUAUGGCACUCAACGUGAGGACUGAGUUUUACCCAAUAAAAACAAAACGGAAGAUGGAGAAAAAAAACAGAAAUUAACAACAAAAAAAACAAAAAAUGAAAAGGACUUCUUGCUACUUGGGAGCAACUUAUUGGUAGAGGUUUUGUACUUGGAAACAAAAGUAGCAGGGAUGUUUUCAUACAGUAUUUUUUUCAGAGGUUAUGCAUUGUCCAUUGAUGCAUUUUUGUAAUUGCUGCUUGAAAAUAUGCAUUUGGGGAUGUAAGCAUGAGACGGGUGUCUUUAGCUCGGGUGGAGCCAUCGCUUGCUCGCUUUGAAACUGGAGCUCCAACCCAAGCUCCAACGCUCUGCCACUACAGGUGUUUCUGAAGUUACACUUCACUCAUUAAGAUUUUAGGAUUUUCUCUUUCUUUCUUUAGCACUGGGGUUAUUGUUUUAUUGUAUUUUUUUAUACAGGAGAUCUAGUCUUGUAGCCUGUAAAUCUUUUAACUAUUUUUUCAUAAAUUCCUGCAGAGACUUGCAUUUCACACGGUGCAUCGAUAGGCCACGCCCCCUCGAUCAUCCGAUCGAGCGUCGUUGCCUCAUAUUCAAAUGCAUUGAUGAAAUGGCACCUAAAUCUGUAUUAAGAGUUCUUUUUGUACUGUAAUGUACUCCAGGAGGAACAUUAGGUCAUUAUUGGAGGAGCGCAUCGGGGAUUUACUCCUAAAAUUUUCAUUAAUCUGGAGAAAUUAUUUGUAAUCGGAGAGUUCUUCCAGUUUUCCCCCCCCCGAUGUAUUCCGGGUGCUAAAAAACCAAACCUCUUAAUUUCCCUUCCUCGCCCAUUUCCUCUUUGAUUGCCUCUGCUCGUCUCUUUAAGAGAGACACGGAGAGGAAGUGUGUCUCUGCAGUCGAGACGCGGCCGGAGUCUUCUGGAAGUCCUCCGGCCGUCUCCUCGCUGUCCACACUCUGCUCCCCAGGCGUUAGCCGCGGCCCAGCUUCAGUUUGUGUUUUUUGCAGUCGGUUUCUGCUGAUAUUUUUCCUCCGCUGUUGACUCGCCCUGUAGCGCCACUGCAUAAUUGCUCUGAAAGAAAUACGGUCGUUCACCACGUGGAACAACUGAAGUGCUCUACAAAUGUGUGAAUUCCAGCCCUGCUAUUGGAGACCUCUGUCGGUAAAAAUAAAGGUGGUCGAUAAAUCUU